This is a messenger RNA of Papilio machaon (common yellow swallowtail), 1596 nucleotides long. RefSeq names its product beta-1,3-glucan-binding protein-like (gene BGRP1). Bases 68 to 1537 code for a protein of 489 amino acids. Gene Ontology annotation, biological process: carbohydrate metabolic process. Gene Ontology annotation, molecular function: hydrolase activity, hydrolyzing O-glycosyl compounds; carbohydrate binding. The transcript is spliced from 10 exons. NCBI's taxonomy places the organism in Eukaryota, Metazoa, Arthropoda, Insecta, Lepidoptera, Papilionidae. The record is from RefSeq and is a predicted model, not a curated record.
UCUUGAUUGAAUUAAAAAUCAAAUAUAUACAAUUUUUUCUGAUAUCAGUGAUGUGGACAGUAUAAAAAUGGCUUAUUUAUUCAAUUUAAAUCUUUUCGUGUGUUUAUUUGUUGCCAUUAAUUGUUAUGAAGUGCCACCUGCUAAAUUAGAAGCGAUUUAUCCAAAGGGAUUACGUGUUUCUAUUCCAGAUGAUGGUUUCAGUCUUUUCGCUUUCCAUGGAAAACUCAACGAGGAGAUGGAAGGUCUGGAAGCGGGGCAAUGGUCUCGUGAUAUAACGAAAGCGAAGAACGGAAGGUGGACGUUCAGAGACCGAGAUACAGCGCUGAAAAUUGGCGAUAAAGUAUACUUCUGGACAUAUGUUAUCAAGAAUGGUCUGGGAUACAGACAAGAUAAUGGUGAAUGGACUGUCACAGGUUUCGUGGAUGAAGAAGGUAUUCCUGUAAAUGAUAAUGGUACCCCAAUGGAUAUGACAACGUCAAGUCCUAUACCCACUGACUCUAGCGACACAAUACCAACUAUCCGUCCAACUUCACCGACAAUGCCAACUUGCGAAUUAUCUCCAACAAAGGUGUCAAUGCCAGGGUACGUUUGUCAAGGACAGUUACUUUUCGAAGACAACUUUAACGCCAAAAUUGAAACAGGACAAGUAUGGAAACAUGAAAUUAGAUUUCCAGGAGAACCUGACUAUCCCUUCAACGUUUACAUGGCAGAAGAUAAUGUUCGCGUGAAAGAUGGUCAACUUUUAAUAUCACCGGUCACAUUGGAAUCUAAAUACGGAGAAGAUUUUGUUAGGCAAACACUGGAUCUUACAGCCAGGUGCACAGGAGUUUUAGGGUCAAAUGAUUGUCAACGUACAGCGUCUGGUCCUCACAUCUUACCACCUGUCAUCACAGCAAAAGUAACGACUAAGGGUAGAUUUAAUUUCAAAUACGGCAAAAUUGAAGUACGCGCAAGAAUGCCUUUCGGACAUUGGUUGAUACCAGAGAUACAAUUGGAACCACGUGACAAAGUCUAUGGAGUUACUAAUUACGCGUCUGGCUUGUUACGAAUUGCCACAGUUAAAGGCAAUCUUGAAUCCUCCAAGGUAUUGUACGGUGGGCCUAUAAUGUGUGAAUCGGAUCCAUACAGGUCUGCAUAUCUUAAACAGAAGAUAAAUAAUGACUACUGGGCUAGGGACUUCCAUAAUUACACUAUGAUAUGGCGACCAGAUGGAAUUUCUCUUCUUGUGGAUGGAGAACUAUACGGAGAAGUGACACCAGGGGAGGGAUUUUUUGCUGAGGGAAAUAACGACGUGACUGCGGCGCCGCAGUGGAGAAAGGGUACUGUCAUGGCUCCAUUUGAUGAACUGUUCUACGUCUCGCUGGGUCUUAGCGUGGGAGGUAUCCAUGAGUUCCCAGACGCUCCUAACAAACCUUGGGCCAACGGAUCUCCAAAAGCUAUGCUAAAGUUUUGGAACUGCCGCGACCAAUGGCUGCACACGUGGAACUCUGACUUCAAUACUCUUAGAGUAGACUACGUUAGAGUGUUUGCUCUUUAAAGAUUUAUAAAAGAGAUCUGAGAAAAUUUUCGAGUCACUACUAAAUAAAUUGCAAGAUA